CUGUGUAUAUAAAAUAAAAUCUCAUCAUUGGUCAAAUCUUUCAUUCUGUCACUUGUCAGCUUGUUUGCAUCUUCUUUCUUUCACACAUAUAUUUUUUUUUUCUCCAGUUCAAAAUUUCAGCUCUAGUGCACAUUGAAUCCAAGCAUUGAUCAUUGUCGAUCAAGUGUGUUUGUGUUUGUAUCCGUAACUGGAUUUAUCUAUGAUGUCAAUGCUGGAAUUAUCUUUCCUGUGUUAAUUAAUACAUGAUUUUGAUUGUCGUUUUUAUUGUUGUCAACUUCCGUCGUUCACACUGGUUAAAAUAUUUGAUAAAUCGUUGCCAACCAAUUUUAAAUCUGUUCGAAUUAAUCUGGUCGUAAUUUAUAUAUAAAUAAUUGUUAUUGAAUCAAGUGAAUCCAUUGAAACAAAUUCACGUCAAACAAAAUGGAAACAUUGAAAUAUUACAUGUUCGAUUUUUGGGAACAAGAAAGUGAUCCACGUAUCAGUAAUUAUCCAAUGAUGAAAGGUGGUCCAUGGAUGGCUUGGUCAAUCGUUGCUGCAUAUGUUUAUUUUGUCAAAAGUCUUGGACCAAGAUUGAUGAAAAAUCGUGAAUCAAUGAAUCUACAAUCGCUGAUAGUUGCAUAUAAUUUAUCGAUGAUUAUAAUCAAUGCAUAUUUUUUCUAUCAGAUAAUGGUACCAUAUCAUCUUGGUAUCGACAUUAAUAUAUGGAAUUUUGAACGUAAUGAACAUUUGGAUUAUACACCACGUACGAUGCAUGUAUGCUUCCUAAGCUAUCUAUAUUUACUCAGCAAAUAUAUGGAUCUUAUUGAAACGAUUUUUUUUAUUCUGCGUAAAAAAUUCAAUCAAAUUUCCAGUUUACAUGUUUAUCAUCAUGCAAUCGUACCUAUAUUGGUUCAUAUGUUUAUCAAAGUAUCACCGGCUGGUGGUCCUGGUGCCAUGUUUCCACUUCUCAAUACAUUUAUCCAUACCAUAAUGUACAUCUAUUAUACAUUAUCAGCAUUGGGUCUACGACGAUAUACAUGGUGGAAGAAAUAUGUCACACAAUUACAAUUAACCCAAUUUGUCAUCUUUGGUAUUUAUGGAUGGCUAUUCUUGCUCAAUCAAAAAGGCUAUCCCAAAAUAUUCACAUUUUUGGGCAUUAUUCAACCAGUCAUCUUUUUUGCCAUGUUUUUCUCAUUCUAUAAACGUGCAUAUAGAUCAUCGAUAAAUCGUUUCAAAGCUGAUAACAGGACUAAAAUAACAACGAAUGGAACAUACAUUGACAACAAUAAAAUAACCACCGUCGCUGACGAUGCUACUGACAAUUGCUGUGAUCACCAUGAAAAUGGCCAAAUUAAUCAAAUGGUAUCCAAUGGCAACACGUCAACGAAUGGCAUUGUUAACAGCAAAAAACAUGAAUAAGAAUCAUCAUUGUCGAUUAGUGACAAAUUAUUUCAUCAAAAAAAAACAAUACAAUCGACGAUUGCCCAUAUGUUAAUUUUGGAUUGAUUGUAAUAAAUGGAAUAUAUUUGAUUCAUUAA
Messenger RNA from Dermatophagoides farinae (American house dust mite), 1517 nucleotides. Its product is annotated as very long chain fatty acid elongase 1-like. Gene Ontology annotation, cellular component: endoplasmic reticulum membrane. Gene Ontology annotation, molecular function: fatty acid elongase activity. Gene Ontology annotation, biological process: fatty acid elongation, saturated fatty acid; fatty acid elongation, polyunsaturated fatty acid; very long-chain fatty acid biosynthetic process. NCBI's taxonomy places the organism in Eukaryota, Metazoa, Arthropoda, Arachnida, Sarcoptiformes, Pyroglyphidae. The record is from RefSeq and is a predicted model, not a curated record.